Magallana angulata is the source of this 1403-nucleotide messenger RNA. RefSeq lists its product as uncharacterized. The transcript is spliced from 4 exons. Bases 55 to 735 code for a protein of 226 amino acids. Lineage: Eukaryota; Metazoa; Mollusca; Bivalvia; Ostreida; Ostreidae. The record is from RefSeq and is a predicted model, not a curated record.
AGUUGCUUAUAAAGCCGUGACACAACAUUAACUCACUAAACUUUGUGAAUAAGCAUGGAAUUGUUUGCGUGGAUUUUGCUGCUGUCGCCAUUGUUUCAAGAGUGCUUGGCUUCUCAAGUCUGGAAAAUCGUGCCCCGUCUUCAAGAUGGAGGGAUAGCAGAAAUACCUGCGAAGUCCUACACCGGAUGUACUACAUCUCUUUGUGCAUUGGAAUGCCAGAUGAGACCGCCAUGUCAACUUUUCCGUUAUAACUCAAACACAUCAGAGUGUGACUUGUAUGAUGGAAUAAAAUUCAAAAGAACCUCAUACGUUCACCAAAACCAGUUUUAUCAGAAGAUGCCUGAUCAUUGCGUGACAGGGCAUGACGAAUGGUUCCCCGAGUAUCAGACUUGCAUUUGGAUUCCGACCCACGUUUCUCCAUACGAAGAGGCAAAACGUCUAUGCGAAUCAGCAGGGAAAGUCAUGUUAGGCAUCAAUAACUUUUCACAAGUCUUGUAUCUGAUGGAUCUUAUAAAUACAAAAUAUAUUUUCGUAUACUCUCGACGCACUGGAUACAAAACUUAUGAGAUGGAUGACGGGACUUUGAUCCCAUCUACAUUGUGGUGUUCGGAUCAGCCAUAUGAAGACUCGGGCUGUUUAGGGGUCCAAAAUGACCCCCAGAGUAGCUGGUGUACCUAUCCCGGAUUAGACGAUUAUGUAUAUUGUUCUCAGUCAUCACGGUUUUUCUGUGUGUAGACAAGACAAAAUCACGUCACUUGUGUACAAACAGCUUUAGAGAAUUAGGAAGACUGGAUGGUUGUGGUUAUUGUAUGCUAUAUGAAUCUCCUUGAAAUGAAGAGCUCUAUAUUUAGAUAUAUUCAGAUAAUGUUCAAAUUUUUAAGAUAUUGUAUUUAUAAUAUUUUCUUCACAAAUUUAUAGGGUAUGGCCAAAAAUGUCAUAUCUAAAAUCUUACGUAUCGAACUAUUUCCAAAAAGUCUUUGAAACUACAAGUAUUUUAAACUUGGUUAAUAUUUUUGACAAUUUGUUAAAAACAUGUUUGAAACAGAUAGUCUAUACUGUGCAUUAUUCUAAAACAGUCUCAAAAGUUUGAGGAUAAUAAACUUGGUCAAUUUGUUUUACCAUUUUAAUGUUAAUAACACCCCUCUACAUUGUUCGCACACACCCUUUAGAUCUGUGGAAGCACGCACAAAUAGUUCAGAAACGACCAUAAAUACCGGUGACGUUCACACUAUUGGUCAUAAGUACAUGUACAUGUAAAUUUGACCACGGACUGAAGAAUUUGUCAAUGAAUUUAACACGAAUUUUUAAAUCCCAUUUCUUAGUUUUUCUGAACUUUUAAUUUUAAACAAUAAUUUUCGUAAAUAUAUAUCCGAUAUGUUCUUACAGGUAUCGACAUAACCGAU